AUGUCCCAACCCCCUAGAAGAAGAUUAUCCAUAUUCUCGUUUGGUUCCAGUUCCAAUAGCUCUACCACCGCCACCACCACCAAGCCGUUGUCUGCCAACAGCCCCAGUACCGACGCCGACGCCGACGCCGACGCCCCAGACCACCAAUACACCAGAAUUUCACCCGGUACCAGUAUCUCUUCGGCGUCAGCUCGUAAGGGUCCGCAGCGGGCCCUCACUGCCGACGGAAAGCUCUCGGUAAACACGGGUGCCGUCAACGGUCCCUCCCCCCUGGCGCCCGUGGCCUCGUCGUCACCCACGUCCCCCGGCACCGAUUUGAAUAUUUUCGAGCGGUCGGUCCAAGAUAACUGCUCUUGCGGAUUCGAGUCUCCUUCCUCCAGAAGACCGCCGUUGACCCGUUUGCGGUCCAAACCCCACCACGGUCUGUCCAUCUCGUUGUCCAACUUCAAAAAUGAGGAUUAUAUUCCUCCGGCGUUGGAUGCCACCACCUCCAUUUUGAGCGACUCUACCACCAACUUGGACAAUGUUGAUAUUAUCUACUCGUCACGCCGCAACUCCAGCGUCAUCGGCCUCAACAUGGCGUUGGGCCGCCCGGCCCCUUCCCGCAAAAACUCAGUGUACUCGAUGAGCCAGUUGAACUCUCUGCCCAACAUCCCCCAGCAACCACCCAUCGCCAUCCCCGAGUUAGAACUGGCCAACCUUUCCCAGAGCCAGAGCCUCAACCAACCCAUCUCCCCCACGUCGCCACCACGGUUGUCGAGCUCCAAGUCCUCGAUUCUGUUUUACUCCUACGCGGACUUGAUCAACAACGACGAGUUUGCCAAAAGACCUUCCUUCAAACAAAACCUCUCACAGAGCAUGGUGCCUUCCAGAAAGAACUCGGCGGCUUCGGGUAAGGCUGCUGUCGGGCCCAAUGGGUUUAAAAAAUUCGACACCAACUUGAGCAGAUUUCUCAUCAGUCCCGAGUCCUCCGACAGCGAGGACGACAUCCACUCCAAACGCAAGUCUUUCCACGACACCGAAAGUCUUGUGUCUGAGUCGAUUGGAGAAUGCUUACGGCAAAACAAAACCGAGCUCAGUGGCAGCUCCUAA
Molecule: messenger RNA, 1092 nt
Organism: Yamadazyma tenuis ATCC 10573
Lineage: Eukaryota; Fungi; Ascomycota; Pichiomycetes; Serinales; Debaryomycetaceae
Gene: VHS2
Source: RefSeq, a predicted model, not a curated record